AUGAAAUUCGCAUCUAUCUUAGGCCUUGCCGCACUCAUCCACAGUGCCUCCGCGCACUACAUCUGGACCACACUUAUAGCUGGCAGCACGUCGACCAUGAACGCCGUGCGCCAGCCAAGAAACAACUCGCCCGUCGAGAACGUCAACUCGCAGGAGAUGCGCUGCAACACGGCGUUCACGUCCGCGGCUGAGACGGUCAACGUCAGCCCGGGAAGCACAAUCGGCUUCAGGCUAGACAAUACGCUUUACCACCAAGGCCCGGUGGCGAUUUAUAUCGCGAGGGCGCCUGGGUCUGUUGCGUCGUGGGACGGCAACGGCGCGUCUUGGGUCAAGAUCGCUGAAUGGGGUGCUACCUUCAACCCGUUCAAGUUCGUGACUGAGGGACAGAGCCAGCUCUCUACCACCCUUCCCCGUGUUCCUUCUGGUGAAUACCUCGUUCGUAUCGAACAGAUCGGGCUUCACGUCGCCGGCGCGCCGCAAUUUUAUAUUUCUUGCGCGCAGAUCAACGUCCAGAACGGAGGUGGCUCCUUACCCGGCGGUGUCUCAAUUCCAGGCUACGUCUCAAUGUCAGACCCCGGUCUUUCCGUUAACAUCUACUAUCCGAUUCCCACUUCCUACAGGGUUCCAGGCCCAGCAGUUUGGAGGGGAUAA
Molecule: messenger RNA, 651 nt
Organism: Cyclocybe aegerita
Lineage: Eukaryota; Fungi; Basidiomycota; Agaricomycetes; Agaricales; Hemipholiotaceae
Source: the annotation of a GenBank genome assembly